CAUAGUCAUUUGGGGUUUUGCAAAAAAAAUAUCUGCAGCUCUGCAUGUGAGUAGGCUACAAGUUGGACUAAUAACACAUUUUUUGGGCGCUUUGGAGGAGGAGCUUUCGAAGAGAAAAGCACCACAUCUGUUUCUUGGAUCAUGGUCAUGGAGAACAUGCAGAGGUCUGCGGUUCUGCUCUGUGUCUUGGCUGUGGGACUUGCUUUCUGUGGAAUUUCGUCUGCCUCAGACAGAUAUGUGUCCUCGAAUGAACACCAAACAGACAAUACCACCUUGUCAGCACACCUUCACCCCAAGCUAUACUUUGAUCAGACAGAAUUGCGUUUGAUGAAACAGAGGGCCACCACCACACAUAGAGACAUAUUUAAAGUUAUUCGUAAUGCUGUUUCUGUUAUGUUAUCCAAUGCAGCUGUUUACCAGCCUCCGGUGAGCCAUGAGGAUUUCGGCAACAAAUGGAAUGAGAUUUAUGGUAACAAUUUGCCCCCUCUUGCAUUAUACUGUCUGCUUCAACCUGAGGAUGCUACUGCCUCUCAAUUUUUGAUUGAGUACAUGGAUCGAAUGGUGGAGUAUCCAGAUUGGACAGUGUCCAGUGCACCAAAUGAUGAGGUUCCCAUCGCCCACUCCCUCACUGGAUUUGCCACGGCGUAUGAUUUCAUUUACACCUUUCUUGACACCCACAGAAGAUUGCGAUAUCUCAGGAAAAUACGAUCCGUUACUGAGGAGCUUUUCGAGCUUUCCAAGCACAGAGGAUGGGGAAAGCAGUUUCUACAGAACCACCAGACAACUAAUAUACUAGCCAUUCUCAUUGGCGCUCUUGUGGCAGGGGAACAUAAUGACCCAGAGACCAUGAUAUGGAAGCAAAUAUCAGUGAACUACAUGGAAAAGACCAUGUUCCUUCUCAGCCACAUUGUUGAUGGCUCUCUCGAUGAGGGUGUUGCGUAUGGUAGCUACACAGCAAAAUCCAUUACUCAAUAUGUUUAUCUAGCGUUGCGUCAUUUUCAGAUAGACAACACACAGAACAACUGGCUCAGAGCUCACUUCAUGUUUUACUUUGCUACACUGCUUCCUGGAUUUCAAAGAACGGUUGGCAUUGCAGACUCCAAUUACAACUGGUUCUAUGGGCCAGAGAGCCAGCUUGUAUUUCUGGAUGCAUACGUGAUCCGAAAUGGCUCAGGAAACUGGCUGGCAGAGCAGAUUAGGAAGCAUCGUCCUAAAGAUGGACCCAUGAUGCAAUCAGCAGCCCAACGCUGGGCUACUUUACAUACAGAGUACAUAUGGUAUGACUCUGCUUUAACUCCACAGCCUCCACCUGACUUUAACAAAGCAACUAUGCACAUUUUCUCCAACUGGGGUGUGGUGACAUAUGGGGCAGGGUUACCUCAAGCUCAAGGUAAUACCUUUGUGUCAUUUAAAUCUGGAAAAUUAGGAGGGCGAGCAGUGUAUGAUAUUGUCCAUGCACAACCUUACUCUUGGGUAGAUGGCUGGACGAACUUUAACCCCGGACACGAGCACCCUGAUCAAAACUCCUUUACUUUUGCACCAAAUGGACUGGUGUUUGUUUCUGAGGCCUUGUAUGGUCCUAAAUACAGCUAUCUUAACAAUGUGCUGGUAUUUGCCCCCUCACCCACCAGCCAGUGUAAGCAGCCAUGGGAAGGACAGUUGGGGGAAUGUUCAAAGUGGCUAAGAUGGGGAGAAAAGGAAGUCGGGGAUACUGCUGGGGAGGUCAUCGCGGCUUCAUCACAUCAGGACAUGUUGUUUGUGAGUGGAGAGUCUGUGUCGGCCUAUUCAUCUGCCAUGAAGCUAAAGAGUGUGUAUCGAGCACUUGUGCUUCUCAACUCUCAAACAUUGCUGGUUCUGGACCACAUUGAGAAACACGAGCUCUCCCCUCUCAGUUCUCUCAGUGCGUUUUUUCACAACCUUGACAUUGAUUUCAGGUACGUUCCUCACAGAUCAUUUGGAAAAUACAAUGGGGCUCUGAUGGAUGUGUGGGAUGCACAUUACAAAAUGUUUUGGCUGGACACUCAAGGAUCCAGCCCCGUUGCCAGGAUACAAGAGGCAGAACAGGCUGCUGAAUUCAAAAAGAGAUGGACGCAGUACAUAAACGUGACCUUUCCCAUGGAGAACACUGUCACUAGAGUGGCUUAUUUGAUGCAUGGCCCAUACGUCAAGGUCUCGGACUGUAGAUUCAUAGACAACAGUAAAAAUGGAGUCAAAAUAUCAGUGACUCUUAAUGACACGGAGACUGUUGUGUCAGUUGUAACAAACUACGAAGACAUUGAAGCCAGACAUGGCUACUUGGGCUUUGCAGGCUUUGCUAAAACAGAAGACAACAGAAGAAUAGUUCGGUUUGGCCGGGGAAUUCAAACCUUGCCAAGUCAAGUCACAAAAGAUUUUGUGUUUGACUUUGGAUUGGUUGUAAACAUCUCUGCGGUGUUGACUUUAUGUUUUGCUUUAGCUUUUGUAAUGAAAAAAAGGAAGUUUCAUGUGUCGUUCAAUAUGCUAAUUCAUUGCACUCUGGUCUGUGUGUUGUUUUUGUGGGUGACUGAACUUUUGUCUCUGUUUUAUGGCUGUGAACAGCUCUUGUGCAAUGUUAAGUCAAAAGACAGCAGCAUAUAUGAUGGAACAGACUCUAGCGUCCAUGACCUCCUCCCCAUCAUCACGAUUACAUCCAUGCCGGGCUCAGGCGCAGAGAUCCUUCAGCACCUUUUCGAUAAUAGCUCUGACUUUGUAUACCUUCGGAUCCCUUCAACCUACCUGCGGUUCCCCAUAUCUCCUUUCGUCUCUCUGGUGGACGCUUGCGAGUGGUCCAAAGCAGAUGCGCAAAAUGGACGAUUUCGAGUCAUUCAGGGAUGGUUCCAUUCCAUAGUCCACAAUGUAAAACUGCACCUGCAAAACAUUCAGUUGCACCAGAGCAACGAUGAAGCAGAGAACAAAGUCAAAGAAAAAGGACAAAGAAAGAGAAGGAUGCUGCUGUCUGAGCAAACAAGGACAGGGGGCGGCAAGGGUACCCAUAUGGACAUUGCAUACAUACAAGAGCUCAGGCAGCACCUGGUGAAGUACCCAAAUGCCCGGCCAGUGCUGAACAUGGGCAGUGGAGGCUGGUUCUUGAAGCUGCCGUAUCUUCAAGAGGUCAUAGGUCACUCACUUCGCUCAGUUCAUUUGGUCAGAGACCCACGUGCAUGGAUUUAUCUAAUGCUCUACAGCAGCAAGCCAAGCCUGUACUUACGUAAGAAUAUUAAAAGGCACAUUGUCAACAUUUUUAAGCAAAACAUUGAUGGUGUGGAUCAGGGUUGUGCUAUAGUGGACUCACAGUUCCUUUCUUUAAAGAAGAUCCUCUCCCAGCCAGAUCCCAACCCUGUACGGCUACUAGCUCAGCUAUGGCUGGCUCACAAUUCAGCAGGGCUCAAGGUGAGCGCAAGCCUUCCCCCACAAACAUACCUUAUAGUCAAAUUUGAAGACGUUGUAUAUUUUCCUGAAGAGACAGCGAGAAAGAUACAUAACUUUCUUGGAAUACCAGUUGCACCAGCUGCAUUAAACCAGCUGACAUUUGCCACAUCUACAAAUCUGUAUAAUCUGAUAUAUGAAGGAGAUAUAUCACCUGCCAAAAUCAACACGUGGAAGGAGAAUAUGGUUUCAGAUGAGAUUAAACUCAUUGAGGACACAUGCUGGCCUGUGAUGGAGAGGCUGGGUUAUAAAAGACAUACAGUCAGUCAUUCUUUUUUGUAAAUGUUUUUGCAUUU
Sinocyclocheilus grahami is the source of this 3740-nucleotide messenger RNA. Its product is annotated as dermatan-sulfate epimerase-like protein. Gene Ontology annotation, molecular function: chondroitin-glucuronate 5-epimerase activity. The record is from RefSeq and is a predicted model, not a curated record. The coding region runs from base 142 to 3726 and encodes 1194 amino acids. Lineage: Eukaryota; Metazoa; Chordata; Actinopteri; Cypriniformes; Cyprinidae. The transcript has a single exon.